AUGUCUUCAGAUGAUAUCGCCGUCAACUACAUCUCCGGCGAUGCGGAUAGGCGGUACCCUGGCAUUCCAAUUGAGAACAUCAUCUCGGCAGCCAUCGUGUGCACGGACAUACUGGAUGCCCACUAUGUGCCGUACGCGGUUUGUGGUGACUUCGCUGUCUGGCUGCUGCAAGGGAAACGAGAGGUCCUGAAUGUCGACAUUCUCUUUCAGGGGCGAAAAGAACACGUCCGGAGCAUCAUGGAGACGGGACGACAAGUGACAUCUUAUAAGACAGCAACGAUGGGAAAUACCCUGGCAAUACUCGUUCAAACCGGCCCAGGAUACGAUAUGUGCGAAGAUAAGAUAACCAUCAAAGUCAACUUGAUCGACUAUGGCUAUCAGAAUGGAGAUUUGACGAAUAAACGACUUAUUUCUAGGGUCGAAACCCUUGACGGAUGUAAGCCGAUGUAUAUCCUUGGGAUCUUCGACAUUGUAAACGCCAAAUUAUGCAGAUUUAAUGCAGAGCACCGGAUCGAGGACAAGGACGACCUGUUGUUCCUGAUGCAGCGAUACCCAGAAAAAAUCGGCGUUAGGGUCAAAGAACUGCACCGGGAUGCCGUCGUGGCGUUCAUUCAAUCAAUCCCAGAAGAGAUUCGCACUGAGCUGGAGACAGAGAUUCUCUACUACAAAAUCGAAGGCAUCAGUCCGUCGUCGCAUCGUGGUCUCGUUCCAUUCUGCGUUUCUUGGCAAGAAGGGAACGAAACGGUCCAGAGCCCUCCGUUGGCUUGGGGUCAGUUUUUAGGAGUCUGA
Messenger RNA from Ophidiomyces ophidiicola, 789 nucleotides. RefSeq lists its product as uncharacterized. The record is from RefSeq and is a predicted model, not a curated record. Lineage: Eukaryota; Fungi; Ascomycota; Eurotiomycetes; Onygenales; Onygenaceae. The transcript has 3 exons. Bases 1 to 789 code for a protein of 262 amino acids.